Myiozetetes cayanensis is the source of this 4650-nucleotide messenger RNA. RefSeq names its product sodium channel protein type 10 subunit alpha-like. Lineage: Eukaryota; Metazoa; Chordata; Aves; Passeriformes; Tyrannidae. Gene Ontology annotation, cellular component: voltage-gated sodium channel complex; plasma membrane; axon. The record is from RefSeq and is a predicted model, not a curated record. Gene Ontology annotation, biological process: membrane depolarization during action potential; sodium ion transmembrane transport; neuronal action potential. Gene Ontology annotation, molecular function: voltage-gated sodium channel activity; protein binding.
AUGGAUCCCUGGUCUUGGUCAGAAACUAAUGGCUUUCGACUUUUCACCCCUGAGUCCUUGGCAGCAAUUGAGCAAAGAAUUGCUGAGAAAAAAAAGCAGCCAAACAAAGAAAAAGAGAAGAAUAAGCACCAAGGAGUUAAAGAAGAGCAACUUACUCCCCAGCCUCAUCUGAAAAUCUGCAAAACACUGCCAUCUCUUUAUGGGGACAUUCCAGCAGAGCUCAUUGGGGAACCCCUGGAGGAUUUGGAUCCAUACUACAGUGAUCACAAGAUUUACUACCUGGAAGUCUUACUAGAAUUCAGGAACACACCUUCUUAUACCGAUGAUGCUUCUGAAAGUAAUCUGAAAGAGUGCCCAGAAAACUAUACCUGUCAGAAGAUUGGGCAGAAUCCUGACUUUGGUUAUACAAGUUUUGAUCAUUUUGGCUGGGCCUUCCUCUCUGUAUUCCGUCUGAUGACACAGGAUUCCUGGGAGCGUCUCUACAGACAAACUAUCCGUACAUCUGGAGUGUCCAGCUUUUUUUUUUUUAUGGGAGUCAUCUUUUUCUGCUCAUUUUAUCUCUUCAAUCUGAUCUUGGCUGUGGUAACAAUGGCGUAUGAAGAGCAAAACGCAGCUGCAAGAGAGGCCAAGAGAAAACUACUUCAGGAUGCUCAACAAAUUAUAGAGAAAGAACAGGAGUUGGCUGCAGGAGAAAGCAGUAAGGCCUUGCAGGUUGAAUCUGAAAUGCCAGUUGCUGACUUGACAAAUUCCAAAGGAAGAGAGAGUAAUAAAGAAACACCUAUUUUAGGACAAAAUGCAAUUUCCAUUGAUCAGAAGAAAGAGGAGGAAAUAUUUCAUUCACAGCCUGGUCACUGCCCCAAGGAGCUUAGGCAGGUCCUGCUGUCUCGUGAUGUGUCAGUGGACUCUAUUAACGAUCCUUUGCGAAGACAGAGAUUAAUGAGUGCAGCUGCUAUUCUUGCAGAUUUUUCAGAAUUUCAAAGGUCAAAAGUGAAAUGUCCUGCAUUUUGGAAGUGUUUUGUACAAAAGUGUCUAAUUUGGAAUUGUUGUCCAUUCUGGAGAAGAGUCAAAGAGAAGGUGAAAUUGGUUAUUUUGGAUCCAUUUGUUGAUCUCUUUAUCACAGUUUGCAUUAUCUUGAAUACUUUAUUUAUGGCUAUGGAGCACCCUGGAAUGUUACCAGAAACCAGAAAACUGAUUACCAUAAGUGACGAGGUCUUCACCCUGAUUUUUGCACUAGAAAUGAUCUUGAAAAUCAUUGCUCUAGAUCCCUACUACUAUUUUCAGAACAAGUGGAAUGUUUUUGAUAGUUUGGUUGUUUUGAUUGGCCUACUGAGCUUUGGAACCAAACUGUCACCUUUCAGGCUGAUCAGGAUCUUCAAAUUGGCAAAGUCCUGGCCAGCCUUGAAUACUCUUAUGAAAAUAAUUCUGAACUCAUUUGGUAUUCUGGGUAACCUCAUUCUGAUUUUGGCUAUCACCGUAUUUAUUUUUGCUGUAGUAGGAAUGCAGUUUUUGGGCAGUGAUUAUGAAGAACACUACUGUAACAUAAGCACCAGUGGGGAUUUACGCUGGCAUAUGAAGGAUUUCAAUCAUUCAAUUCUGAUUAUAUUCCGAAUAUUAUGUGGAGAAUGGAUUGAAAUGAUGUGGGAAUGUAUGGAAGUGGCUGGAAAACAGAAAUGUAUUACCAUUUUCUUGCUAGUCCUGGUGAUAGGAAACCUGGUGGUGGUCAACCUGUUCAUUGCCUUGCUGCUGAGUUCCUUCAAUACUGACGCCUCAGGGGGACAAGAGGAACCUGGAGAAGGGACUAAAUGUCAGAUUGCCCUUGCACAGAUUUACAAGGGCCUGAAGUCUGUGAAAGACAGAAUUCUGGAUCCUUGUGGCAGAAAACCGAAAGGAAGCCUCAAAAAGACGGACAAAAAACAGACUUUGGUAGAAAUUUCUGGCAAAAACCUAGAGGAUAAUAAUUAUGCCAUGACAGAUGUCAGAAAAUAUAUAGACAACAAUGGCUUUGACACAGAGUGUUACCAUAAUGAAGAGAAUUCCUCAAUAUCAUGGAAAUAUGAAGACCUUUCCAGCAGUCACAGUACCUGUGUUCCCAUUGCAGCAGCAGAGAGUUACAGUGACCUAAGUGAUGAUGAGCACAUUGUAUUCCCAGAAACAGAACACAGAAAGCAGGGAGACAGACUAAGACAUAGAGAACAGCAGCAGAGUUCAAGCAGCUUCAGUCAGAUUUCUGGGACUCCUGAAACUAUACAUGUUUUCACAGUAACACAUGAAAAGCAAGAGCAAAAAGAGAAAUGUGGUGCUGCUUGUAGCUUUUCUGAAGCCAGCACUGUGGAUCCAGCUGUUGGUCUGGAGAUGGUUUCCCAGACUAAAAACUCACACCUGCCUAAGGACUGUUUUGGAGAAAAUUGUGGUAAAUGUUUCCCAUGCUGUGUAGUGGAUAUCACUAAGUUUCCAGGCAGAAAUUGGUGGAACCUCAGGAAAACCUGCUACAGAAUUGUUAAUCACUGCGGAUUUGAAUAUUUUAUGGUUUUUGUGAUAGUACUGAGCAGCGCAGCACUGGCAUUUGAAGAUAUUCACCUGAAGAAUAGAAAAACAGUGAAAAUGAUUCUAGAUUAUGCUGACAAAAUAUUUACCUACAUCUUUGUGAUGGAGAUGCUUCUGAAAUGGGUAGCUUAUGGAUUGCACAGUUACUUCACAAAUUCCUGGUGUUUGCUUGACUUCGUCAUUGUAUGUGUUGUUGUCAAUGCACUCCUCGGAGCCAUCCCCUCAAUCUUCAAUGUUUUGCUCGUCUGUAUUGUCUUUUGGCUUCUAUUUAACAUUCUAGGAGUAAAAUGGCUUGGGAAAAGAUUUUCAAAAUGCAUUCUCCAGGAAGGAGAUAUCAGUCUCAUUAAUAACAAAAGUGAUUGUUAUGCCUAUGGUGGAAAUUGGACAAAUUAUCCUGUAAACUUUGAUAAUGUUGGGAUAGGAUACUUGGCUCUGCUCCAAGUGGCAACUUUUAAAGGUUGGAUGGAUAUUAUGUAUGCAGCAGUGGAUUCACGCGAGAUCAAUGAACAACCAGAGUUUGAAGCAAGCUUAUACAUGUACACAUACUUUGUGGUUUUCAUUAUUUUUGGAUCUUUCUUCAUGUUGAACCUUUUUAUUGGAGUGGUUAUCAGCAAUUUUAACCAACAAAGGAAAAAGAUAAGUGGAAAAGAUCUAUUUCUGACUGAGGAACAGAAAAAGUACUAUAAUGCCUUAAAAAAGCUUGGAUCCAAGAAACCUCAAAAACCCAUCCCAAGACCAUCGAAUGCGUUCCUGGGAUUGCUGUUUGAUAUUGUAGAGCACACAGCAUUUGACAUCAUCGUUGUGAUUUUGAUCUGCCUAAACAUGGUUGUUAUGAUGGCAGAAAAUAACCAGGAAGGCACCAAGGAAGUUCUUAAUAAAAUCAACUACUUUUUUGUGGCUGUAUUUACGGCAGAAUGUGUCAUGAAAAUACUGGCCUUAAGACAGCACUACUUCAAAAGCGGCUGGAACUUAUUUGAUUUUAGUGUUGUGGUCCUUUCAAUAGUCAGUAUUGGAGUUUCUGAAGCUUUCCAAAGAUUCUUCUCUCCUACACUUUUGAGAACCAUUCGCUUGGCACGAAUUGGCCGAAUCCUGAGAUUGGUUCGAAAAGCGAGAGGAAUUCGAACCCUUCUGUUUGCAUUACUGAUGUCUCUUCCUGCACUGGUCAACAUUGGCCUUUUGCUUUUCCUGAUUAUGUUUAUUUAUGCCAUUGUGGGCAUGGCAAACUUUGCCUGUCUUCCCUGGGAAAGUGGGAUUGAUGACAUUUUCAAUUUCCAAACCUUUUCUGGUAGCAUUCUCUGUCUCUUCCAAAUUACAACAUCAGCUGGCUGGGAUACUCUUCUGGCCCCUUUGUUAAGUGAAUCUGGUGCAUGUGCUCCCAACCUAGAUUUAAAAGAGAAAGAUAAAAUUAAUUGCAAAAACACAGCAUAUGGUAUUUUCUAUUUUGUAAGCUAUGUCAUUAUCUCAUUUCUCAUUGUUGUAAAUAUGUACAUAGCUGUCAUUUUAGAGAACUUCAAUGUUGCCACUGAAGAAAGCACAGAUCCUCUUUGUGAGGAUGACUUUGAUAUGUUUUAUGAGACAUGGGGAAAAUUUGAUCCACUGGCAACAGAAUUUAUUGACUAUUCUGCUCUUUCAGACUUUGCAGAUGCUCUGGCAGAACCUUUGCGCAUUCCAAAGCCUAAUAACAUCCAGCUCAUAUCCAUGGACCUCCCUCUAGUGAGUGGAGAUAAGAUCCACCACUUGGAUAUCUUGCGUGCUUUCACUAAAAGAGUCUUGGGAGAAUUUGGAGAUUUGGAUAGUCUUGAAUUACACAUGGAAGAAAAAUUUGUGGUUGCCAAUCCAUCUAAAAUUUUUCAGAAGCCAAUUUCUUCCACUCUUAAACGAAAACAAGAGGAGGUAUCAGCAGUUAUUAUCCAAAGGGCCUUCAGGAGGCAUUUGAUACAGCGUUCAUUCAAAAAUGCAUCUUUCUUUUGCCGUCACAGACAUAACAGUGCUGUCUUUGGAGAAGAAGCACGGGAGAAGCAAAGGCUUAUUGUAUCAAUGCUUAAUGAAAGUAGUGGCAGGAAGAUACAUAAACCACGGUCUUUUUCUUCCUCAUCUCUCCCUUGA